CUAUUUCAUAGAGUAGAUCCGGACAAUUAGGGAUUGUAAAAGAAAUCCUUCAAAUAAACCCAAUUGAAAUGAAAGAUAUAAGGUGGGGUAAGAUGAUGGAAAAAAAAGCUCUUCAUGCGUUAAAAACCUAUACUGAAGAGCAUGAGAAUGUAAUUAUUCUCCAAUCUACCGGUUUGCUGGUAGAUAAGAAACAUCCUUUUCUGGGAGCUUCCAUUGAUGGAAAAAUGAUGUGUGAUUGCCAUCCACCGGCAAUUAUCGAAAUAAAGUGCCCCUAUUCCAUUAGGAACGAAAUGACUCAAGAUGCUAAGUCUAAGAGUUUUUUCUUAGAUAAAGAAGGGUGUUUGAAGUUGAAGCUUCCUUACUACAAUCAAGUUCAAGGACAAAUGGCAAUUUGGGAUGUUGAGCUGUGUUAUUUCAUUAAAUACACCACAAUUGAUUUAAAUAUUCAGAAAUUAUGUUAUAACGAAGCUUAUUGGCAGAUGCCAAUGCCAACUUUGCUUCAAUUUUACAAAAAUUUUGUUAUUUCUGAAAUUUUAGAUGCAUCAUUGUAAAUGUUAUAUUGUGUAUGUAAAGCUAAUUUCUUUAUUGCUUUUUAUACGGUUUUUGGCCUCUGGACAAUUAAAAACUGAUUUCAUUUUUGCUUUUUAUACGGUUAUACAGUCACCAAAUUAUUAAAUACUACCAUCCUAUGGAUGCUUAAACCAUUGGGUAUAUAUCAUUUCAAUGGGUUAACCCGGCAGGACAUCAGGGUAUAUAUCAUUUCAAUGGGUUAACGCGCGCCUCACGUACGAACACAAAAACGCGCGUGGGGUUCUUAUGGACCCCACAAACUUUAAUUACUUUUUAACCUUUUUGCAUAGUAAUAUUUUAAAACAAAAUGAUUAUAAUUAUAAAAUUUAAAUUUUAUGAAAGUUAUUAACACAUGAAAUCAUUAAAAUACU
Molecule: messenger RNA, 941 nt
Organism: Parasteatoda tepidariorum (common house spider)
Lineage: Eukaryota; Metazoa; Arthropoda; Arachnida; Araneae; Theridiidae
Source: RefSeq, a predicted model, not a curated record